AAAGCCAAAAUUCCAAUCAAAUCUUUUUCUGGCAUUUUGAAAUCUCUGUUCCCAAAGGCUUCCCUUUAAGUGGGCUGGGGGAGCUACCAACUAUCUAAGGAAACUGGGGGGGCCUCUAUAAUGUCUUUAAUGCAUUGUUCUCAUGAGCAGGUACUCAUUGAGGGUAUCUUCCUGGCACAUGCUCUGUGAAGACUCCCUGCAUACGGCAUGCAGCCAAGGAUAAGGAAACCAAUGAACAUGCCAACAUAAGAGCUAUUAUUUCAUUGGUUUGUAUGGAGACAUUGCCAUUAAGAAAGGCACUGUCCCAUGAUUGGUCCCUGACCCAGUAUGAGCUGACAUUUGUUCUUGAAAUCCUUCAUGCAGCCCUGUCACAAACUUCCUUCCAAAAGCGCUUGCACAGUCUAGAUUCAUUUAAGAUCAAUUCAAGCAUGUAAAGUCGUCUGAGGAAAUAAGUCCCACAUCCCAAGAGCCCGGCUAAGAAGGGCCACAUGUGCGAACAGGUGUACCACUUCACUGAGCAGGAAUCUGGAAAUGUCAAGCGUUAGAACCACUCCAACUCAACCUGGCCCGCCGUCACACUUCUGGCCUGUGUCAAUAAACGCCUCGCAAGGAUGGGAAUUGAGAAAUUCUCGGCAUGAAUUCAGAAUUAGUGGAGACAAGAUCAGCACUUUCUCUUUUUAAAGAGACUACUUGGGGAGAGGGGUUUCUCUUGCCAGCUUUUAAAAAGUUAAAAAAAAAAACAAACAAAAAACAAGUAUGUGUGAUUCUAAGAAAGCAUUCAUUCAAAAGGUUUCCAUCCCUUACAUAACAGUUCACAGCGUACUUGUCUUAACAUCCAUGAAGUCUAAGCUCUUUCAGGUUGGAUCGCGUCCCCUCUCGAAAGAGUAGGACGCACCAGGCACCAGGCUGUUUUCCUUGUCAUUAUCAGAGUAAAUUCCAUUCCUUUGCAAAUGAGAAACGGAACACCACAAACUUGGCCAGGGCAGACCCUUUCAACUCUACCCCUCCCAGAAGGGCUCUCUGUGUUCUGCAACCUAUCUGCCAGCUCUGAGACAAGAGAAAACAAUACUUUCGGUUACAACAACUUGUAUCCAGGAAAAAAGGAAAAAAAAAAGGCCGUCUGUAACAUAGCAGCCCGAGGAAAGUUUACUAGCUUUAGCCAAUCAGAGGCUGGGGAACUCAGCCAAGUUAACAUGUUUCUCUCCGCCUCUAAAUGAACUCAUGAUUGAAAUAUGGCAUUGAACUUGUUUUAAAAAGGGAAGGGGUGUAGGAAAGGAAAGCCAAUGCAGUGAAGAGCUCGGACUUGUGGGGAAUGUGGUUAGGAAGUGUGUGCUUGUCGCUGAACCCAGAGUGGGUCCUGUAACCUUUGCCUCCCACUGGGCGGAGUAGGGCCUUUAAGAGCAGCUGGAAUGCAGUUCCCCUGAUCAGCUUAGCCAGUUAUUCCCUGUCUGAACCUCUGCUAGCCCUAGAGAACAGAGCUCACUUCAGACCAAAGGGCCUCCUGCGCUGUUCCCCACAGCCCACUUCUUGCCUGAGCAAGAAACUUCCAGCGAGGAAGUAGGUUCCCAUCUGUCCAGCCAUGGGAGAGGACGCCGCACAAGCUGAAAAGUUUCAGCACCCAAAUGCUGACAUGCUCCAGGAGAAGCCAUCCAGCCCCAGCCCAAUGCCUUCCUCCACACCGAGCCCCAGCCUGAACCUGGGGUCCACCGACGAGGCCAUCCGGGACAACUCGCAGGUGAAUGCUGUCACCGUACACACACUCCUGGAUAAGCUAGUCAACAUGCUGGACACCGUGCGGGAGAACCAGCACAACAUGGAGCAGCGGCAGAUCAACCUGGAGGGCUCGGUGAAGGGCAUCCAGAACGACCUCACCAAGCUCUCCAAGUACCAGGCCUCCACCAGCAACACCGUGAACAAGCUGCUGGAGAAAUCUCGCAAGGUCAGCGCUCACACACGUGCCGUCCGGGAGCGCCUGGAGAAGCAGUGUGUACAGGUGAAGAGGCUUGAGAACAACCAUGCCCAGCUCCUCCGACGCAACCACUUCAAAGUGCUCAUCUUCCAGGAAGAAAGUGAGAUCCCUGCCAGCGUGUUUGUGAAGGAGCCGGUUCCUGGCCCUGCAGAAGGCAAAGAGGAGCUUGCUGACGAGAACAAGUCCCUGGAGGACACGCUGCACAACGUGGACCUCUCCUCCGAGGACGAAUUGCCCUGUGAUGAGGAAGCCCUGGAAGACAGCGCAGAGGAGAAGGCCGAAGAAAGCAGGGCAGAGAAAAUAAAGAGGUCCAGCCUGAGGAAAGUGGAUAGCCUCAAGAAAGCCUUCUCUCGCCAGAACAUCGAGAAAAAGAUGAACAAGCUGGGGACAAAGAUCGUAUCUGUGGAGAGGAGAGAAAAGAUUAAGAAAUCGUUGACACCGAACCACCAGAAAGCAUCUUCAGGGAAAAGCUCCCCCUUCAAGGUUUCUCCACUCUCCUUUGGUAGGAAGAAAGUCCGAGAAGGAGAAAGCCCUGCGGAAAACGAGAUCAAGUUAGAAGACCAGCAGCCUGACCGUGAGGAGGGCUCCUUCACCGAGGGUCUUUCCGAAGCAUCCCUCCCUGGCGGCCUGGCGGAGAGGAGCGCAGAAGAUGCUGAGAAGCCAGCCUUGAAAGGGAGCAGCUCCGGCGUGGACAGCAACGCCGACCUGACCAUCGUGGAAGAUGAAGAAGAGGAGUCGGUGAGCCUGCAGCAGGCGCAGCAGGCGCGCUAUGAGAGCGGCUACAUGAUCAGCUCCGAGGAGAUGGAAGGAUCCGGUGAGAAACAGGGCCAGGUCCAGCCGGCUGUGCUGCACGUGGACCAGACUGCCUGAAUGCGCAGCCAGAACCCUGGUCCAGCUGCAGAAGCCAGCGCUGGCUCAGGGGCAUCGAUCAGCACCCCGGAAACCACCUCUGCACCUCUCCAUCUCUGCCUGCCCUCGCACUGUGACUGUCCAGGCCAUAUUGACUGGUCAUAUAGUACCCUCAGAUAUACAUGGGAUCAAGGAAGCAAACUGCCAGGGAUUCCACUUUUAAUUUGCUCUUAGGUUCUGUUUCUGCAGAAUUUCUCCAAGAUUGAAAGGAGAAAGAAAUAAAGCAGUUAAAAGUCACCAAUCUAUUUGGCUUAGUCAGAAAAACCAAAGGAUAUUUAAGAGAGUAGUCAUGAAAUGUAUUUUGUGUGUAUUCUAUCAGCUUGCUGAAUAGUGUAGCAGUCAUGUAGUGAAUUCUUACCGUAUUCUAUGAAUGAUUAUUCUUCAAAUAGGUGAUAUAGAAUAACACUAGUCUGUAAGCUGAGGAUAUAACUCCGUAUUUUAAGAAAAAAAAAUAUUUACAAAAGAUAGAGCAGAAUGCUCAGCUGAUUAUUCUCUUCUAGAAACCGUUGUUUAUUACAAGCGGGAGGACUGGAAGGCUGUGAUGGUCAGGUAAGGGCAGGGGGACGAUUAAGCUGGAAAACUAGAGUGAAUCGAUUGGAAAACGAGAGAAAUGAAAAGCAAAGAAGGCCAAAAGGAAUGGUGACAGAGAGGAAAAGGUGCUUAGACAGUGAAACGUUGGCGUUUCAAAUCUGCUUUGCUCUUUAAACGACAAUACUAAAGAAGCUCAUCUAUCCUGCAAAAAUGUGUCUUAUCUUCCCAAUAUUUUCGUAGUCUAGUAUUAAAUAAUAUGACCAGAUAUUCUGGUGUAAACGUUGUGGUUCUUCUUGCUAAGUAAAUGGCAGUACACACCCUUUUGUGAAGAAGUUAAAAAGGAUGUUGUCUCUUUAACAUUGGAAUAAUGUAAGGCUGUAAUAAGUAGCAUGUACUGUUUAAUGGGAAGACCAGUCACACAAUUCUUUAAUAUUUUUCCAUUUGGAAGUGACCUUUCCACUCCAAUUAUAAUAUAGGUUUAUAAGGUAUUCAAACCUGCAUGUUUAGGAAGAGAAAAUUCCAGUUUUCCUUUUUUUAUACAUAAUGGUAACAUCAUUCCAAGUAAUAUUUUAUGUAUAAAUUAACUUCACAGGAUAUUGAUGUGUUUUAGCUUCUAAAAGCACGCUAGUAUUUUAUGUCAUGUGUAUGUUCAUUCUGUCUAACAUACUAAAAGGUUGCUUCAUCUGUUUUUCAUCACAAAAAUGCCAAUGUUUUGCUAAAUUACAGUGUACAGAUGGGAGACCCAGGGCUUGAAUUCUCUCCUCUGAAUGUGGAGUACCACAAGGGAUCUGACACGCAGAGGUGACUCCAAGCAGCAGGCACAGCUGUACACUGACUUUAAGAAAAAGGAUGGGGUAAAUACAGUGUGUAGAUGAUAUAACCUAUUUAGCUAUGUUCCUGUGCUGCAAUCAUGUAGCCCCAAAUACUGAAUUGUUUGACUAACAAUGCCUGUGUGAAAUAAGACUAAAUAAACCAAAAAUAAGAAGUAUA
This is a messenger RNA of Onychomys torridus (southern grasshopper mouse), 4399 nucleotides long. It is a transcript of the gene Cavin2, whose product is annotated as caveolae associated protein 2. Gene Ontology annotation, cellular component: caveola; cytoplasm. The transcript is spliced from 2 exons. Gene Ontology annotation, molecular function: protein kinase C binding. The record is from RefSeq and is a predicted model, not a curated record. Lineage: Eukaryota; Metazoa; Chordata; Mammalia; Rodentia; Cricetidae. The coding region runs from base 1580 to 2839 and encodes 419 amino acids.